AUGAGCCAGUAUAACCGCCAGGGUGGCUCAGGCUACCGGUACGAUGAAUAUGGAGGUCAUAAUUCGCAAUACACCGAACAGCCAUCCCAUGCUGACUACUCAUCCGAAACGUAUCACUCCGAACAACAAGGUUAUGCUCAGCAGCAAUCCUACAACAAUUAUGAUUCGCCGCAGCCCGAGUACCAGUCUGCGCCGAUCAAGCCUCAAAGACAACCAUCCAGACUGCGAUCCAACUCUUCCUCUAGUCGAUCUACUGCUCACACUCCUGCCACUUACAACCAAGAGAUCCCACCCGUGCCAUCCAACUUGUCGGCAGCGAGACAGCGUUCAGCACCCCGCAACAACCAGCUUUCCACCUCGGCUUCCUACAAUCAGGACGGCUUCUCUCGGCCCUCAUACCAUUCCAACCGCAGCGGUCCUACCAACCAUCCUAGUCAGUGGGAUCCCAACGCAUCCUACGACGCCGCUCACACAUCACCUCUCUACGACCCUGCGCCAUUGCCAGCGCCAGCACAGUAUCAAGCUGACCUCUCGCAGCACAGCAUCGAUCUAGGCGCCCGUGACCCUACCUAUGACGAGCGAACCAUGCAGCACAAUUACCCGUACGCAGGAGCUGCUCCUUUCGAGCGUUCAAACAGCUACCAGUCUGGCCAUCCAGGUGGAAACGGAUAUCACACUGUAGACGACGAGAAGAGUGUCUACUCGAAGAACAGCACACACCUUCCCGCAGCCUGGAACGGAAGCGAUCAGGUCAAUCACUAUCCUGAGAUGCCAGCGGCCCACUCCACCCUCCAUCUCGGACAACCCGGCUACCCACCCACACCCUAUGGCGACUAUGGUCACCGCCCAGGGCCAGGCAUGCCUGAGGGGCACGUUCCAUUUAGCGGUCUCGGAGCGGCUGGUGUUGUCAUCGCCCCUGCACCCAUGCACACGCUUCAGCACCAAAACUCGAGCUUCCAACGUGAGAACCGCGAACGCAUCAUGCGCAAGCGCACCGUCAAGCGCAUUCCUCUCCAAGACGGCAACCUCGUCCUCGACAUUCCCGUCGCCAAAAGCAUCAGCAAGUCCAAUAGCAACAACCCCGAGUUCCGCGAGAUGCGAUACACUGCUUGCACAACCGACCCAGACCAGUUCAUCGAGGAAAAGUACACCCUCCGUCCCUGGCUUUAUGGCAGAGAAACCGAGAUGGCAAUCGUUCUCACCUGCUACAACGAAGAUGACGUCCUCUUUGCCCGCACCAUGGGCGGUGUCAUCAAGAACAUCGCUCACCUUUGCGGUCGAACUCGCUCCAAGACAUGGGGACCCGACGCAUGGAAGAAGGUCGUGGUCAUCAUUGUAGCCGAUGGACGAAAGAAGGCCAACGAGCGCAUGCUCAAAGCGCUCGGUUUGAUGGGUUGCUACAACGAAGGUGUCAUGAAGGAUCACGUUCUCAAGAAACCAGUCGAGGCCCAUAUCUUCGAGUACACCACUCGCGUUCAAGUCACUGAAAAAGGCGAGGUUCAAGUCACACCCUGCCCUGUUCAGGUCGUCUUCUGUCUCAAGGAGCAGAACAAGAAGAAGCUCAACUCGCACAGAUGGUACUUUAACGCUUUCUGCCGCAUGCUUCAGCCCAACGUCUGCAUUUUGCUCGAUGUCGGCACUAAGCCGACGGCCACCUCGAUCUACGAGCUCUGGAAGAGCUUUGACAAGCACCCUCACGUCGGUGGAGCCUGUGGAGAGAUCUGCGUCGACACAGGUCGAGGCUGCGUAUCCCUCUUCAACCCCUUGGUCGCCUCACAGAAUUUCGAGUACAAGAUGUCCAACAUCCUCGACAAGCCCACCGAGUCGGUCUUUGGCUUCAUCUCGGUCUUGCCAGGUGCCUUCUCGGCGUACCGAUACAAGGCUUUGCAAGGCCGACCGCUGCAGAUGUACUUCAAGGGUGAAAAGCUGCACUCGGGCGAGGGAAGCAAUUCCAUCUUCUCCGGCAACAUGUAUCUCGCUGAAGAUCGUAUUUUGUGUUUCGAGUUGGUCACCAAGGAACGCGAAGGAUGGCUUUUGAGAUACGUCAAGUCGGCCAAGGCGUACACAGAUGUGCCAGACAAGGUGCCUGAGUUCAUCUCGCAGCGCCGACGAUGGCUCAACGGUUCGCUCUUUGCAUCCUACUAUGCUACAUGGCAUUGGUACCGCAUCUUCAAGUCAGGCCAGCCUUUCCUCCGCAAGCUCUGGUUGCUCUUCCAGGUCAUUUACGGCUUGAUUCUGCUUGUCUUCAGUUGGUUCGCCCUGGCCAACUUCUUCCUGGCUUUCUACUUUUUGCUCAACUCGGCUGUCAGCACUAACGGCAAGGAUCCUUUCGGAGGACAGGGUGCUGCUAUCAUUGAGAUCUUUCAAAACAUCUUUAUCGCUAUGGUCAUCGUCGUCUUGGUCUGUUCGCUUGGCAACCGACCUCAGGGAUCUAACUUUGCCUACACUUCGGCCAUCGUCAUCUUUGCGCUUAUCAUGGGGUUGGCGCUGUACGCAGCAGGUUUCACCACCUACUUGGCGCUCAAUGCUUCUGGCCUCACACACCGCAGCGGCUGGCGCAUCGACAACCUCGAGCAGCUCUUCAAGACUUCUGGUUUCCGCGACAUUGUCGUCUCGCUCGCCGCUACCUACGUCAUGUGGUUGGUCUGCUCGAUCUUGCACUUUGAGCCGUGGCACAUGCUCACCUCGUUCGUCCAGUAUCUCUUCCUCACACCGACCUACAUCAUCAUCCUGUCGAUGUAUUCGAUGUGCAACACCAACGAUCUUUCCUGGGGUACCAAACAGUCCAACGGUCCUGCCACCGAUUUGGGUGGUGCCACUGGCUCCGCAUCCAAGCAGGACGGCAAGGGACAGAUGGUCGAGGUCAAGAUCCCAACGUCGGCCGAAGACGCAGAAGACCUCUGGACGCACUAUCGACAGACCCUCUCACAGCCCGUUGCCGAAGUCAAGCAGAAGCGAGACAAGGCGACAAAGCAGGAGGAUCACGCCAAGAACUUCCGAACCAAUCUGGUGCUCGUCUGGAUGUGCACCAACGCUGUCGUUGUGAUCGUGUUUACGAGUACUUGGUGGAACAAGUAUGUUCGCAACCACAUCUAUGCCGAUGCUGUGCGUAGGGGUGAGCCAAUCAUCAACCCUUACCAGACGGUCAUCUUUUGGUCCACUGCUGGUCUCUCGGCAGUUCGCUUUGUCGGAAGCAUUGCUUUCCUCAUUAUGCGCAUGUUUGGACACUAG
Molecule: messenger RNA, 3231 nt
Organism: Ustilago hordei
Lineage: Eukaryota; Fungi; Basidiomycota; Ustilaginomycetes; Ustilaginales; Ustilaginaceae
Product: putative Chitin synthase 2
Exons: 2
Coding region: 1-3231 (1076 amino acids)
Cellular component (GO): cell periphery; cell septum
Molecular function (GO): chitin synthase activity
Source: RefSeq, a predicted model, not a curated record